UUUGUCCCUCAAGUUAAGCCUAAAUGCCAGUUGAAAAAUGUAUUUAUAAAGGGAUUUAGAAAAACCUUUUUCUUUUAAAUUUAGUAGACAGAGUGGGGUAUCUCUUGUUUUGGCUGGUAUAGUUACCGGCUAAACAAUUGGCUUAAACCUUGUUUGGGAUUCCUGCUUGUUUUAGCAUGGCGGAGCUUGGAGUUCACAGAACUCUCCUUUUGGUAAUUUCUCUGACAAAGUGUCUUGAGGGCACAAAACUGCUGGCAGAUUUAAAAAAAUGUGGUGACUUGGAAUGUGAAACUUUAAUAAGCAGAGUCUUAGCCAUGAGAGAUUACAGAGGACCUGACUGCCGAUACCUGAACUUCACUAAGGGAGAAGAGAUAUCUGUUUAUGUUAAACUUGCAGGAGAAAGGGAAGAUUUGUGGGCAGGAAGUAAAGGAAAGGACUUUGGAUAUUUUCCCAGAGAUGCAGUACAGAUUGAAGAGGUGUUCAUAUCUGAGGAAGUUGAGAUAUCAACUAAAGAAUCUGAUUUUCUUUGUCUUCUUGGAGUAAGUUACACAUUUGAAAAUGAAGACAGUGAAUUAAACAGUGAUGAUGACAAAAAUAUAUAUCUAUAUGAAGAAGAUAAAGACCAAAAGUCUAGUGUGUAUGAAAGUGAUUUUCAGACAGAAUCUGGAUUUUAUUCAGCUUCUGAAAGUACUUUGUUUGAAGAUCAGUUUCCAUCAUCAGAAGCUCCUGAAGAUAUCAGAAGUACUAGUGAAUCAAAAGACUGGGAAGAAGUGGACACUGGAAGUAUGAAAGAGGAUUCUCUUCCAGAAGUGGAUCACAUCCCACCAUCCUCAGCUGAAGUAAAAGGAUGGUUUGGAUUUGGAAGGGAACUAGCUGAAGGAAAGACUAUUGAAUCAGUUAUUGAACCUCUACAAGAAAGUUCAUUUCAAAGUAGAAAAAUAGCAGGAGAAGAUGAGAAUGACCUAGAGGAAUUAAAUAAUGAUGAACCCCCAACAGAACAAAAGCAAGAACCUGAAUUGGAAUUUGAUUUAGUGCCAAAGAAACAGUCUGAACUAGGUUCUGAGUCAGAGAACAUUAACAGUCCUGAAGCCACUAGUUGGUUUGGGGGUGGUUUUCAAAGUUAUUUAGGUUUUGGAGGUGAGGAUACAGGGCUUGAAUUAUUGUCAAAAGGAAGCAAUCCACCACUACAAGAUGUUCCUAAUUCCAUAUCAUCUGAAGAAGAACCCACAGUUCCAUGCACAGAAAUAUUAACAGAAAAAGAAGACGCAAUUGCCAAUGAUACCUCAAUUCUCAAGCCAAGUUGGUUUGAUUUUGGUUUUGGUAUGUUAGGCUUUGUAUAUACCAAUGAAGAUAAAAUUAUAUCAGAUGAUGGAAAAAGUGAAGAAGGAUAUGGAGGAGAUAAACAUGAACAACUGCCAACAAGCAAAUUUGACCCUGAUAAAGAACAAGAAAUAGAAACAAGAGAAAUUAUGGAAACUGAAGAUCAAGUAAGCAAGGAAAGAGCCCCAGAGAAAACAGAUGAUUCUGAUACCUUACCAUAUUUUAAAAAGUUCUUAUAUAAUUUGGACAGUCCUUGGAACUUCCAGGACAUUCCAAAGGAAACAGAAUUGCCAUUUUCUGAACAGAUACAGGAUGAAGAUAAUGUAAUUGAAAAUGAUGAAACAGAACAAUUUUCAGCUGAAAAUUAUCACACAGAUAAUAUGAAAGUUAUGAUGCUAAAAAGCAUAUCCAGUCAGUCAGAUAUGGCUUCUGAAUUAGAAUCACCCAGGAGAAUUCAUAAGGAAGUACUUUUCAAAACUCCAUCUUCUAAAAAUAAUGAUGAAAAAUCAAAAACAUUACUAGGUACUGAAGGAUAUACUCAGGCAGAAAUAGACAGAUCUGUGGAAAAUAACCUGCCAAACAGUCAAAUGGUUUCAACUGAUUACUUUUUGUCUUCUCAAGAAGAAGAUGCUUCUGAGUGUUGGAUUCUGAAAUAUUUAUUUCAAAUUGACAUUUGUGAUUUUAUGAGUUCUGCAUUUUCACCAAUUAUAAUUCUUACAGAAAGGGUUUUGGUAGGAGUGCCUGAAGAUAUGAGACCAAAUUCCUAUGGUUUUCCAUGGGAAUUGGUGAUAUGUGCAGGUGUUUUUGGAUUUUUUGCUGUUCUCUUGUUUUUGUGGAGGAGUUUUCGGUCGGUUAGAAGCCGGCUUUAUGUGGGAAGAGAGAAUAAGCUUGCUGUAGAACUUUCUACACUAAUUGAUGAAAAAUGUAAACUACUUGAAAAACUUAGUCUUGUUCAAAAAGAGUAUGAAGGCUUAGAAUCGUCUUUAAAGGAUGCCAGUUUUGAGAAGGAGUCAACAGAAGCACAAAGUUUGGAGACAGUCUGUGAAACUCUGAACAAGACUAAAUCUGAACUUGAGGAUGAAAUACUUGUUCUGGAAAACCAAUUAGAAGAAGAGAAAUCUCUACAUUCUGAACAAGAUGAAUUGAUGGUGGAUAUUUCAAAAACGAUACAGUCUCUAGAAGAUGAAUCAGAUUCUCUUAAAUCACAAGUGGCUGAAGCCAAAACAACCUUCAGAGUAUUUCAAAUGAAUGAAGAACGACUUAAGAUAGCUCUAAAAGAUGCUUUGAGUGAAAAUUCCCAACUUGAGGAAAGCCAGAAACAGCUUUUACAAGAAGCUGAAGAAUUGAAAGAACAAGUGAAUGAACUUAAUAAACAGAAAAUAGCAUUUGAAGACUUCAGUGUAGAUGCAGAACAAGUUCUGUGUGAUAAAGAAAAUCAGAUUAAGUCGCUGACUGAGCGCCUGAUAAAGAUGAAAGAUUGGACUGCUGUGCUGGGAGAAGACAUAGCAAAUGAUGAUAACUUGGACUUGGAAAUGAAUGAAUCAGAAAAUGAUAAUCAACCAAAAGGAGCUUUGAAGACGUUGGUUCAUGCCGCUAAGUUAAAGACUUCUUUAAAAACACUAGAAGGAGAAAGAAACCAAAUUUACAUUCAAUUAUCUGAAGUAGAUAAGACAAAAGAAGAGCUUACAGAAUAUCUUGAAAGUCUCCAGACUGAGCAAGCAUCUUUACAGUCAGAAAAUAUACAAUUUGAAAGUGAGAAUCAAAAGCUUCAGCAGAAGCUUAAAGUGAUGACCGAAUUAUAUCAAGAAAAUGAAAUGACACUUCACAGGAAAUUAACAGUAGAGGAAAAUUACAGAUUGGAGAAAGAGGGGAAACUUUCCAAAGCAGAUGAAAAGAUAAGUCAUGCAUUUGAGGAGCUGGAGACAUACAGAAAGCGAGCCAAAGAUCUUGAGGAAGAAUUGGAGAGAACCGUUCAUUCUUAUCAAGGGCAGAUUAUUUCCUAUGAGAAAAAAGCACAUGAUAAUUGGUUGGCAGCUCGGAAUGCUGAAAGAGCUCUUAAUGAAUUGAGGAAGGAAAAUGCUUACAAUAGACAAAAAUUAACUGAAACAGAGUUUAAAUUUGAACUUUUAGAAAAAGAUCCUUAUGCACUUGAUGUUCCAAAUACAGCAUUUGGCAGAGAGCAUUCCCCAUAUGGUCCCUCACCAUUGGGUCGACCUUCAUCUGAAACGAGAGCUUUUCUCUCCCCUCCAACUUUGUUGGAGGGUCCACUCAGACUCUCACCUUUGCUUCCAGGGGGAGGAGGAAGAGGCAUAAGAGGCCCAGGGAACCCUCUGGACCAUCAGAAUACCAAUGAAAGAGGAGACUCAAACUGUGAUAGAUUAACUGAUGCUCGCAGAGCACCUUCAGACACUGGAUCACUUUCACCUCCGUGGGAGCAGGAUCGUAGGAUGAUGAUCCCACCAUCAGGCCAACCAUAUCCUGAUCCAGCUAUUCCUCCACAAAGGCAAGACAGAUUUUAUUCUAAUUCUGGCAGACUCUCUGGGCCAGCAGAACUCAGAAGUAUUAAUAUGCCGUCUUCGGAUAAAGUGGAUGGACCAAUCUCUUCAGAAAUGGAAUCCACUAGAAAUGAUAACAAAGACGACCUUGGUAAUUUAAAUGUGCCUGAUUCAUCUCUCCCCGCCGAAAGUGAAGCAGCGGGCCCUGGCUUUGUUCCUCCACCUCUUGCUCCAUUCAGGGCUCCAUUAUUUCCAGUGGAUGCAAGGGGUCCGUUCAUGAGAAGAGGUCCUCCUUUUCCUCCACCUCCUCCAGGAAGCAUGUAUGGAGCUCCUCGAGAUUAUUUCCCACCAAGGGAUUUUGCUGGCCCACCGCCACCGCCAUUUGCAAUGAGAAAUGUCUAUCCACCGAGAGCUUUUCCUCCUUUUCUUCCCCCAAGAGCUGGAUUUUUUCCCCCACCCCCACAUGCUGAAAAUAGAAGUGAGUUCCCAUCAGGGUUGACUCCACCUUCAAAUGAGCCUACUACUGAACAUCCAGCACCACAGCAAGAAACUUAACAUGUUUUUGAUCUCUCUUCAAAAGUAAUUUUGACUUCUCUCUUAUUUUCAGUUUAAGUAACGGCUGUUACUUAACCUAUUAUACUUUUGCUCACAUAAGAGCUUAAUGGAAUUAAAACUCUCAGGAUAGUAUUUUGUAAAUAAAGAUGAUUUAAAUAUGAAUCUUA
Molecule: messenger RNA, 4537 nt
Organism: Mustela erminea (ermine)
Lineage: Eukaryota; Metazoa; Chordata; Mammalia; Carnivora; Mustelidae
Gene: MIA2
Product: MIA SH3 domain ER export factor 2
Exons: 29
Coding region: 177-4370 (1397 amino acids)
Biological process (GO): protein secretion; endoplasmic reticulum to Golgi vesicle-mediated transport; vesicle cargo loading
Cellular component (GO): endoplasmic reticulum exit site; endoplasmic reticulum membrane
Molecular function (GO): protein binding
Source: RefSeq, a predicted model, not a curated record